AUGUCAGAGCGACGCCCCACGAACGAUCUACCUGGUAGCCAGGGAGUCCCAGCACGGGACGAGCGAACGCCGCAAGCUUCGUCGGCAGGAACUCCGAGCCUGAGUGUCCCGAGCAGCAGCGGCACAUCUAGCGGCACAUCCAGCGGCACAUCCAGCGGCAUAUCCAGCGCAAGUCUAGCUCAAGAACCCCACGAAAUAACCCACUAUCGCUCCCUGGUCAACAGGCUGUUGGGCUUUAUCGCUACCCGCGACGAAGAGGCAGUGGCCCGCAUCAUCUCCACGAUUCGCUCCGGCGCCACGCACGACCAAAUCCUCGAUGAAAUUGAUCAGCUUUCCGCUGGCUCCGACCUCGCGAACGGGAACACUAACGGUACUCGUGAUGGUCGUUCUUGA
Messenger RNA from Penicillium pulvis, 393 nucleotides. RefSeq lists its product as uncharacterized. The transcript is spliced from 2 exons. NCBI's taxonomy places the organism in Eukaryota, Fungi, Ascomycota, Eurotiomycetes, Eurotiales, Aspergillaceae. Bases 1 to 393 code for a protein of 130 amino acids. The record is from RefSeq and is a predicted model, not a curated record.